Messenger RNA from Cyprinus carpio (common carp), 1443 nucleotides. RefSeq names its product carcinoembryonic antigen-related cell adhesion molecule 20-like. Bases 53 to 1306 code for a protein of 417 amino acids. The record is from RefSeq and is a predicted model, not a curated record. The transcript has 9 exons. Lineage: Eukaryota; Metazoa; Chordata; Actinopteri; Cypriniformes; Cyprinidae.
UAAAUAGAUCAGAUGAUUUAAGCAGCAGCUCCUGACAGCUGAGAGCUCGAUCAUGAUGGUUUCUUAUAGUUUGUUCUGUACGCUGUGGAUGUUAUCGCUUUUUGGCCAGUAUUUAGGGGCAGACCUGCAGUUUUCUGGUCCGGCUAAUGGAGCAGUAGAAGGAAGUGUGGUGUUUGCUCCUGAUAACCCUCCCUCCACAUCAAUUCUUACAGCUCAGUGGAAUUUUGGAACAACUGUUAUAUUGUCAUCACAGUCUGAUUCAACUAUAAUAGUCCCAGCAUACAGAGACAGAGUCAGUUUUGACAGAAACACUUUCGCUCUGGAGCUCCGGAACCUGACACUGGAGGAUUCUGGAACAUACAAACUAUCUGUAGUACCUAGUGCUGGAGCCCAACUUACAGGAGAAACUACACUACAAGUGUUCGAAAAUAUAACUAAUAUCAGACUUAUUGGUCCAGAAGAAUCAUUAAUAGAGGGAGAAUCAUCUGCUAACAUCAGCUCUGAGGGAACUGGCAGCAUCCUCUCUGUGCAGUGGAUGAAAGAUAACAGUCCUCUGUCUCCUAGCAACAGCACCAUCUUCUCAUCUGAUAACAGAUCAGUGUCCAUCAGUCCAGUGCAGAGAUCAGACAGUGGAGAAUAUCAAUGUACAUAUAGAAACCCUGUCAGCUCUCAGACGGCAAAACUCAACCUGAUCAUCAACUAUGGACCAGAAGAUGUUUCUGUUAAGGGUCAGGAUGUGGUGGAUUUAGGGGUUCGUGUGUCACUCUCUUGUUCUGCAAAUUCUGAACCUUCUGCCUCAUUCAGCUGGAAGUUUAAUGGAACAGACACCAAUGUGACCACAGACACAUUCAUAAUAGAUGAGACUGACUUCACACACAGUGGAGAUUACAUCUGCACAGCCUCGAAUAAUGUCACAAAGAGAAGCGCUUCACAAAAACAUGCUUUACUAGUUAAAGAAGGAGGAGGAGGGCUGUCAUCAGGGGCGAUAGCUGGGAUUGUCAUUGGGGUUUUAGUGGCAGGUGCAGGCAUUUGUGGUCUGAUCGUCUAUUUAACAAAAACUAAUAAAAUCCCAAUGUUAAACCAACAACAAAAAGGACAAGCAAGUGGAGCAGCACAAAGCAGACAGGAAACAAAGGCUAGAGGAGAUGGAACGAUUCCAGGGAAGAUGAGUGAACAUAUAUACGAGAAUGACAAACAUGAAAAUGAGUAUGAGAAUAUGUAUGAAAAUGUAAAACUUGAAGAUUCAAGAAGGCCAAGGGUUCCUACUCCUCCUCAGUUAUCAAAUCCUCCUCCUGUGCGCAGGUGAGGAAGUGAAGACACUGAAACACAUCUACUGCAAGAUGAUCUAUCAGGCUGUAUAUAUAUAUAUUUUUUUUUUUCAGUUUUAAGAUACAAAAAAUGUAUAUGGCAUAUUACUGAAAUAUUAUAAACUGUUGCAACAAC